Ceratina calcarata is the source of this 4899-nucleotide messenger RNA. RefSeq lists its product as uncharacterized. NCBI's taxonomy places the organism in Eukaryota, Metazoa, Arthropoda, Insecta, Hymenoptera, Apidae. Bases 816 to 2033 code for a protein of 405 amino acids. The transcript has 9 exons. The record is from RefSeq and is a predicted model, not a curated record.
ACGCAUGCCUUCUGACGUUUCAGUAGUAGGCCGCGCGAGCUUCUGCCGUGAACGUCGUUUUUGAACGUGCUUGUUUUCCUUCCCAUCAUUUUCCAUGUCACCCGCUUGUUUUAUUUCCCCUCGACAAAUAUUCUCGCGCGUGAUUUCAUUCGUGGCUGUACAACGCGAAUGAGCCGUCUAUGCAAACGUGUCCGAAGAAAUUCACGUGCUCAUGUAAAUGCAACUGUGCGGAAUUAUGUAUUGUCCGCGAACGACUCGGCUGGUUUGUAACUCGGUGGCUUAUAAUAUUUAACACGUUCGCGUUGUUAAUAACCGAAUAAAGGGCGUGAGUGAGAAGAAGAAGAUGAAGAAGAAAUCCCGGAACUAGGUUUGACGGUCAAGUGAGACACGAGAUUCUUGUGAUCGGAUAGUGACGAUUGAGAUGUGAUAGAAGAUAGACGCGUCGGUAUCUAAGUAAUAUGCACUUGCAAACGUCGGGAGAAUGUUCGUUAAAGAAGGCUCCUAGAAAGAGAACGUCGCAAACGGAGAAGAGUUACUUCGCGGAGACGGUCGCCUCCUCAAUGAUGAAGAUAAAAGGCAAUAGUGAAACUUGAGGUAGGUAGGCGAUAUCGGGCGUGGUAAGGAUGAACUCGCGGCCGUGGGUAAGACGGAGAUGACCACUAGAUCCGUGCCUCGUCCUGAAGACGAAGACGAGGAGGACGAGGAAGAAGAGGAAGAAGAAGAAGAAGAGGAGGAGGAGGAGGAGGAAGUCGACAAGGAGACUCGUCCGAGUCUACGAUAUCACUGCCACUGAUAUCCACUCUCUCGUCGCAUCGAUGCCGACCCCCGCGUCCAUUGACAGAGGUAUGGGGAGCGUCGUAGGCAGCAACGUAACCGCGGACUCGACGACGUUCCUGCCGGAUGCGACGUCGACCCUCAGCGAACGAGAGCAACUGAAAAUUGAAUUCUACAAGACGUACGACGUGAUGACCGGGGUCAGAAUCGCGGCGACUCUCGGUGGUUUUUUCGGUCUCAUGAUCCUCCUGCUUGUUUAUAAAAGCAGGUGUAAAUCGAGCAAGCAGUUGGAUGAUCCGAGACUGACCGCAGCAGCGGCUGCGGCGGUGGCUGAAGCAGAGGCCGAGGAAAGAGCUCUCGCAGCCCACCUCGAAGCAAUCGCCAGAUUACCCCCCAGGCCGGAUCGGGGUCCCAGAAGAUCCCUUUGCGUUGAGGUGACUCAAUCUCAUUUGCCAAGAAUCGGGCCGCGAUUCGCGUCGGUCGGGGGUGGCUACGAGGCUCUCUUAACUCCGCCGAUGAAGCACCCGAGGCUGAUGCUUCCGGAGGAACAAAGGAGAUGCAGUUCGGUAACGUGUAGCAGCACCGGGAGCAGUUAUCUCGAGAGGAGAGGGUCCGCAAUGCCAGUACCGUGUUUGCCGCUUCAUCCUACAUACUCGACGAAACACUCUGCCCACGACGAACCCUGGGACCUUUAUUACCCCAUCGACAUUCAGGUAAUCCAACCAACGCCAGAGCUUUCUCCAUGCACGAGCGAGGCAGGUCUGUACGCGAACGAGAUAAUGAUCACGGGUACUUCCGGUAAAAGAGCACCGUUGGCUUCCAUGGGUAGCGUCGAUCCCCCGGAACCAGACUCAAGGUCGCUGGGUUCCGACUCGGUCUUCCUGAGGAGCACUGAGCAGGACGAGUGCCUCGACACGGAGGACGAGGUAUCCGGUUUCUCGACCGACUCCGAGGCACCCGGGCCGAGCUGUCGACAGUUCCUUCGAGUACCCAAGAAGAGGAAGAAAAUAGUCGAGAAAUGGGAUGGUUGCGCUGGAUGCGUUCCUAGACGACGGCCUGGAGGCAAACCUUGUCAAACUUGCCAUAGCAUCAGCGCGGCCGUUGAAACUUCUAGGUCUCGAGCAGUCUCAAUGAGUACCAGUAGCCAAAGCAGCCACACCUCUCCACCCUGUUCGCCAUCCAUCGAGCUUAGGCAUAGGCCACCCCCGUCUCCUUUACCAUCGAGUCCACCCGUCUGGUCGCAGGAGACGCUCUUUUAGUUCUCGGAGGAUUGUCAAAAGUAGAACGAGCAGUAAUCGCACAAAAGUAUUCCUUCCGCGGGAGCACGUGAAAACUAGGAACGAUCGGGUGACUUCACAAAAAGGAGAAUCAAAAGCCCGGAAAUCUUGAUGCUAUUAACUCGGACAAAAGGGAACUGUAGUAAGAAGAAAGAGAACGGCCGUGGGUUAGAAAGAAACGGAAUUACGUGAUGGAAAAUUUGCAAAAUGACUUUAAAAAAAAGUGAGAAAAGAAGAACGAUAUUUUGAAAGGGCGGAAGAUCUUGGAGAUGAACAGACUUCGUCGGAAAAAGUCGCGAGCAUUAAGGGAAAGGAGAACGCUAUAAAAAUGUCUAAAAAAUUGUAAUUAGGUGUAGAAUUAAUAAAGGAUAUACAAGUAUCGAAACGUUAACGAAAGGCAGGGGAAGGGUUGCAAGGAAACUAAUAAGACCAGUGUUUGCGAGAACGAAGUAAUGUUACGCAGUAAGUGGGUCAAUAAGAAAAGGUGAUGGCCAACUUUGUAUAGUAACGUCUAAGAGAAAAUGAGAAGCGAAAUAAAAACUAACAGACUAAUUAAUCGUUAAACGAAUUGUUGUAAAAAAAAGAGGAAAAUGGUAGAGUACUAUAGACAUGUAACAUUGUAAAUAACAAACAAAAAAAGAGAAAAAAUUCGGACUCCCUUUUUUCAUAUUCGAAAAAGAGAGGAGGAGCGAAUGCAAAAGAUGUUACGUUUGUAUCGCGUUAGAGAGAAUAAAAUCAAAAGUUUUCAUUUAAAAAAAAAAAAAAGACGUUGAACUAGUUGUGUGUGUAAACCAAAGGAAAAAAUAUACAUGAAACAGUACUUCGACUACUCGUUGUGAUUAACUUCUGAUUUCGUUUCUUUUAAUGUUCAUCUAUGUAUAUGUACGUACGAUACGCGUAAUCAUAAAGGAUAAAAGUUGGAUUAACCGUGUCGGAAAAUUUGAGGGGAAUAUAUUCUGUACGAAGUUUAUCAAUCUUUCCGUUUCCGAAGAAAUAUUUUUUUACAAAUAAAAUUAUUUUAAUUAGGAAAUGUGUUCACUCGAUAGAGAUUGAUUUAUUAUUAUAUUGCGUACGUUUAUUAAUCGAAUACAUUUGUUAAUAAAAGCUGAAAAUAGUUUCACCUUCUUUCAUUCGAUUGAAAUUCCGGAAUUAUUUUAUCUUAUUAAUAUCCACCGAUUAUUAUUAACAUCUUUCGUUUCGUGCUUGCUUAGUUGAUUAAUUAAUGACGCUUUGAUGACUGCCAAUUAAGAAGCAGAAAUCCUUCAUGCGCGUAUGCGAGCAUGUAUGAAUGUAUAUACAUAUGUAUGUACGCGUGUUAUAUACGUAUAUGAACGUACGCAUGCAGUCAUGUAUAGAAAACUAGAAGAGUCGAAGCCAAAUAUAAUUAAUAGUGUUGUUUCCAUUAAUCGAGCCGCGUGUAUCACCUCUGGCAGAAGAUAUAUAUUUUUUUAUUUUAUUCCUAUUUAUAAUACUGUUAUCUUUGUUUGUAUAAUUUAAGUUAUACUGAUUAUUUCUUCGGUUAAUCAAUAGGAAGCAUUUAUCAUGUGUUAUUACGUUAAGACUAACAAGACCUAAUUGAGUUUCUCGUUCAUGUCUUUAUUAAAAAAGAAAGAUCAAUGUAAACCCGACUAUACGUUUAACGAUUAUGUUACAACGCGAAAUUUCCGUCGGUGCCUUUCCGCCGGAUCUUCUUCCAUUAUCAUUUAGAUAAUAUACACAGCAUCGCAAGAGAUGAGAAUCAGGCCGAAUGAAAAAGCGAUAACGAUUGAAUUAACCAUUCGGUUUAAUGAACAGUAGUCAUAGUGAUGACAAUCAUAAUCAUAAUCGUGAUUAUACUUGUCGCUGCGUAAUUAUUAUACCGAGGAGAGAGAAAUUAUUUAAGGCAACAAAUGUAAAGGGAAACGAACCAGAUUUAUUGCCUAACGAGAAAAAGAAAACAGAAAGCGAUUAUUAUAACGACAGUGUCUAAAGAUUGGAAAUAAGAGAUGUAAAACUAAAAAGGUAACAAAGAGGGUGCGUCUAAAUUAGAGAUGAAAAAGCGAGGAAAGAACGAGGGAUAAACGGAGAUUAAAAUGCAACGGAGUGACUAUAAUGACGAUCAUGAUCACGAGAUAAAAAAACGGUCUGUCAUUCUUUCGUAUUGUUUUUAAACAACAAAUCUUUCCUGAUGUACGAACAAUAAAACUUUCACCGUUUCCUACUAUCAUUUUCUUUCGUCACUUCCUCGCGUAUGGAUUUUCUUCUCCGAUGGCAAUAAUUUCGACGUACAAAGCAGAGUUCGAUUCAAACACCUAUGAUUCGACUUAAUUUACUUAUACGGAAAGGUCUGAAGCGGUCAAACUCCGAUUUUAAUCAAAGGCAGGCUUCGAAAACGUCUGUCCGGAGUUCGAUCGUUCAAAACCAUUUCCUUGUCAGAAGAAUCGGUUCUAUCGUCUCUUAACUUUCUUCUUUCUUCGCUGAGUUUCAAUGCAGCGGAUAAGCAAGAGUUAAUAGAAAUCAUUUUCGUUUAUAUGAAAACAGUAGUAUUUACGAGUCGAUCUUCGUUGAAGAUUUUUUAUAUGCGUUUUCCCAGGUACGAGUGAUUUUUAACAAUAAUAAUAACGAAAGUAAUGAUUAUUCUUUCUACUGUUGUGUCUGUGUCUAAACUUCCGAGGAGCAUUUUACAAUGGGAGUGUGUACUCGACUAAACGCUGUUUAUAACAAUAAUCUUUCCCUACCCGAUACAACUCCACUUUUGCAAUGAACGAGCAAGUAGCGAAAUACUCAUUUCCUUCACCACCGCGUCUCUAUAUUUUUUCAGAUACCAAAUAAAAUGUACAUGUUGAACAUAAAACGUUGAAGUAAAAUA